Numida meleagris (helmeted guineafowl) is the source of this 4972-nucleotide messenger RNA. It is a transcript of the gene UNC13D, whose product is annotated as unc-13 homolog D. The transcript is spliced from 33 exons. Bases 1705 to 4848 code for a protein of 1047 amino acids. NCBI's taxonomy places the organism in Eukaryota, Metazoa, Chordata, Aves, Galliformes, Numididae. The record is from RefSeq and is a predicted model, not a curated record.
GCUCAGCAUUUUACCCAAAUGGGUUUUAUUUCCAGACCUGUUGUCGUCGUAAAAGCUCCUUGUGAUCUAGUGCUGGAAAAAGCAGUCAAGGGACCCCGUCCAAAUUCUGCUCUCUCUCAUGGUGUUUGUCCUCCCCCAUAACUGUAUUAAUGAUUUUUUUUAUGCUGGCUGAUCAACUCAGGCUUGUUUUCUUCAGCAAGAAGUGGGUGGAGAAGGGAAGCAUGAAGACAGAAAAUGUUACAGCCCAGUGAGAACGUAACGAUUCCUGGUUUGUGAAUUGAAAUACUUCAUUACCAGUUUUCUUGUAUCUCAUCAGCCCAGUGUAAGAAGCUGCAGGGAGCCGUGCUCGGUACACCAGGCCUCCUGCUCUUGUAACACUUCUCCUGCUCUCUCCCACUUACACUCAUCUAGGAUUAAUGUCUGUAAGUAAAACUCAGUUUGCGUGAAGUUCCCAAGUCUUGCCCACGUGCAGUACAGCUCUCGUGCAAGCAGUCAGCACAAACACAUGAGUUUUGGCCUUUUUUACUUCUAAUAUCCUUCCACAACCAAGUGUGCUCGAGGGAGGAAGCUUUUCAGUACUUACUUUGACGACAGCUUGGCUCUGUGGUUCAAGCUGGAUCUCUCUUCCACCUGUGUGGGCAAGUAGUAAGGUCUGCAGGGAAGCUGUCCUGUUUGCUGCCUUAAAAAAAUGUUUUGGGUGAGUCAGGCUGGAAGGAAUGAAAUAUUCCUCUCCUUAACAUGGGUAUUAGUGAGCUAAAUCAGCGGCUUUUGAGCUGUGAGCCUUUUACAAUGGCUUCUUGGUGAACGUUGCUGUUCCUCUGUGCUAGAUCUUGGCACGGUCUGUGGGAAGGGGAGAAGGAGCAAGUCAAAAACGAGGAGAUUGAUGGCAUUAUGGUAUUACACCACAGCACAGAAAGGCAAGGGCGUAGGGAGCAGUUGAUGCUGGAUCCAGCAAACCUUUUGGCAUAGACAGAUCUCCAACCAAUCAAUUUUCAAUCCUGUCCUCACGAUGAGACUUCAGCUCUUGGUGCCCGCUUCCCUACCCUGAGUUGGGGCUGUUUUCCCCCCUUCGCUGGGGUGUGGUGAAACGAGGUAUUUCCAAAGUGCUGGGAGAUCUUAUGCAAAGAGCAGUUACUGCAGGAACUGCAGGUGCUGCUCUCAGACGUCCUGCGGCAGGACCUGAAAGUCCUGUUGAAAUGCUUUGGGCUGGGGAAGGCGUUAAUCCCGAGGGGCAGGGCUUGUGCCUACCUGCUCAGGAACGCCUCCAGCCUAAGGAAGAGGCUGACCCCUUCUCACUGCACCGUGCUGCCGAGUGAGACCAAGUGAUAAAUGCUGGCUUUUUUAUUUCUUCUUCUUCUUAUUAUUGGUUGUGGGUUGGUUUGAAACGCCAGGCCAUGCAAGGUGAGGAUGUGAGGAUGUUAAUUUUAGGCAAGGGUUUUCUCCACAGUCAUGCUUGCUAUUACUCACCCGUCUGCUACGCUGAGUGAGUCAGCUCCAAGUGCUGCUCUCCUGAGCCUGAGCUGGAAGCUGGUAUUGCAGCACCCUCCUUGCUCGGGGUUGUCUGUGCUGACUGCUCCACGCUGGCAUGGUCGCUGCUGCGUCCUCCUGGCUGCCCCGGGACAACAGGCUGCUGGCAGGUGAAUCCUGGAGCACAAGAGCUUCAGAUAAGGACCGGCGGUGGCUGCGGGAUUAGCAGGUGGAGAGAUGGACCUCUCCCACCGCUUCUCCAAGCAAGAGCUGGCCCUGCUCUACCAGGAGGUGCUUUACACCAUCCGGCACCGUUUGGGCAAACCCCAUCCCCAACACGUCGCUGACCCCCAGGAGCUCUGCGCCUACGUGCAGAAGGCUUUCGGCAUGGAUGCGGAGGAGCACAGGGCCAUCAUGCAGCAGGUCCGGGAGCUGGAGAGCCCAAUUUUUUGUCUGAAAGCAACCGUGAAGGAAGCCAAAGGGAUUUUGGGUAAAGACGUCAGCGGGUUCAGUGACCCCUACUGCCUGCUGGGCAUCGAGUCCAAGAGCCAGGAGCCGGCCCACCCCGACAGCAAGAGGAGGCUGAAGGCUGUGGUCAAGGACCUCAUCCCUGAAGACCAGAUCCAUCGCACACAAGUCAUCAGCCAGACCCUCAACCCGGUGUGGGAAGAGACAUUUAUCCUGGAGUUUGAGGAUGUGGAAACAGCCAGCUUCCAUCUGGACAUGUGGGACUCGGACACGGUGGAGUCAGUGCGGCACAAGCUGGGCGAGCUGACCGACCUCCAUGGCCUCAAACGGAUCUUUAAGGAUGCUCGGAAGGACAAAGGGCAGGAUGACUUCCUGGGGAACGUGGUCCUCCGCCUGAAGGACCUGCACUGCUGGGAUGACCGAUGGUACCAGCUGGAGCCGCGCACAGAGACGUACCCCAACCGGGGCCAGUGUCACCUGCAGUUCCUGCUGACCCACAAGAAGCGGGCCACCACCUGCAGCCGGACGCAGCCGAGCUACACCGUGCACCGCCACCUCCUGCAGCAGCUGGUGUCCCACGAGAUCCUGCAGCACCAGGCCGGCAGCACCGCCUGGGAUGGAGAGCUGAGCCCGCACGCCAGCACUGUGCUGUACCUGCAUGCUACGCAGAAAGAUCUCUCUGACUUCCACCAGGUCAUGGCGCAGUGGCUGGCGUACAGCAAACUGUACCAGAGCCUGGAGUUCAACAGCAGCUGCCUGCUGCACCAGAUCACCAGCAUCGAGUACCAGUGGGUGCAGGAGCGCCUGCGGCCGGAGCAGAAAGCAGAGCUGGCAGAGUCCUUCCAGUCCAUGCUGACCUAUGGGGUGUCCCUCAUCCGGAGGUACCGCAUCAUCUUCCCCCUCUCUGUCUCGAGGUCCACAGAGAGGCUGCAGUCCCUGCUCCGGGUCCUGGUCCAGAUGUGCAAGAUGAAAGCUUUCAGAGAGCUGUGCACACUCAGCCCUGACCUCCCCAAAAUGGUCUCCGAGGCGCUCAAGUCAGGCACGACAGAGUGGUUCCACAUGAAGAAGCAGCAUCUCCAGCCCAUGGUGAAGAGCAUGGAGGAAAAUGGCAAAGCCUUGGCCAAACUCCUUUUGGAAGUGAUAGGAGAUCUCCAGCAAUGCCAGAAAAUCUGGAAUAAAUUCUUCAUCAGCACCUUGAAGCUGAAUCUCUUCUCCAUUGCCUACCUGGAGCUGGAGAGCCUGGUCGCCGAGCAUGUCCAGGAGCAGCUGCGCGAUGUCGGCACUGGCAUGUCCAAGCCCACGGCUGAGAGCCUUUUCCAGCUCUACCUGAACCUGCAGGAGCUCUACAGGAUGAAGGACUUCCUCCCAAAGAGGGAUGGGCCGUUGGCUCUGAGCGAUUUCCACCAGUGGUUCAAGGAAGCUGUGCCCCAGUGGCUGCAGAAGGCCUACAGCAUCGCACUGGAGAGAGCACAGAGGGCUGUGCAGAUGGACCAGCUGACGCCCUUCGGGGAGCACAACAAGCACAGCACAUCCACCGUUGACCUGUCCACCUGCUACGCUCAGAUCGUGAAGACCUGGCAACAGCUCAACUGGCCAGACCCUGAGGAAGCCUUCAUGAUCAUGGUGAAGCUUGUGGAGGAUAUGUGCAAAAUCGCCCUGAUGUACUGCCGGCUCAUCAAGGCGAGGGCUGAGGCUCUGUCACUGAGCGAACAGAAUGAGGGUGAAGCAGCCAACAGGCUCUGCAUCGUGGUGAACAACAUCAAGCAGCUGCGGCUGCUCAUCCUGAAGCUGCCACUGCAGCUGGACUGGGCCCAGCUGGAGCAGCGCACAGGGGCUGUCAUUGACCAGCAGCAGAUCCAGCACACGCUGCACCACCAGCUCGACAGCACUGUCUCCUGCCUGGACCAUGAGGUCCAGGACGUGGUGCAAGCCCUGGCCACCAAGCUGGAAGCGGGCAUCGCCAGGCACAUCCAGGAGCUGUCGGCCUCCAACAAUGUUCAGGAGCCUGAGGAUUCCAUCCUCCCUCUCAUGAGGUUCCUGGAGUCGGAGCUGCAGUAUCUCAAUGAGCACCUGGUCCAGGAGAACUUCAAAAGCCUCCUCGCUCUGCUCUGGCAUCACACCUUGGCUGUGCUCACAGCGGCUGCGGGGCCACAGGUCCCCUCGCUGCAGCACUGCAGGAAGCUGCACUGUGCCCUGAAGAGCCUGGAGCUGUGCUUUCACGCCGAGGGCUGCGGGCUGCCACUGGAGACCCUGCACAGCACCGCCUUCCUGACACUGGAGAGCCGCCUGGCCCUCUGCUCCUCCACCAGCCGCAAGCUCAUCCAGAAGUACUUCAGCAACAGGAUCCAGGAGCAGAUGGACGCCAGCUCGGAGAAGUACGGGGCCGUGACCAUCAAAGCGCUGUACCGCCCCUCGGAGCAGAAACUGCGCGUGGAGGUGCUCAACGCCGCCAACCUCAUCCCAUUGGAUUCCAACGGCUCCAGUGACCCCUUCGUGCAGCUCACCCUGGAGCCCCGGCACGAGUUCCCCGAGGUGGUGGCCCGCACCACCCAGUGCAAGAGGAACGAGCUGCACCCCCUCUUCGACGAAGCCUUCGAGUUCCUCAUCCCCCCCGAGAAGUGCCGCCAGGACGGGGCCUGCCUGCUGCUCACUGUCUUUGACUACGACACGCUGGGGGCCAACGACCUGGAGGGAGAGGCCUUCUUCCCACUGCGCCACGUGCCCGGCCUGGAUGCUGAUGAGGACCAGGCCGACAUGGGCUGGGUGCCCCAAACGCGCCUCCCGCUCACCCACCCAAAACCAGGCGGAGAUGAGAUCCUGCGGCUGCUGGAGUGCAGGAAGGGGGACAAGGAGGCCCAGGCCUUCGUCAAGCUCCGCAAGCAGCGAGCCAAGCAGUCCAAGGAGACGGCGUGAGGGGCAGAGGGCCCUAAACGUGGGGGUCCAGAGUGGGACACCAGCCCUGGAGCCUGAGCCCGGGUGGGGACAGGAGGUCCUGCCCCAAGUACUGCCCCCUGUGGGGCUCAGGAGGGGUUGGGGG